This is a messenger RNA of Spinacia oleracea (spinach), 2969 nucleotides long. RefSeq names its product MLO-like protein 14. The record is from RefSeq and is a predicted model, not a curated record. Bases 930 to 2609 code for a protein of 559 amino acids. Gene Ontology annotation, cellular component: membrane. Lineage: Eukaryota; Viridiplantae; Streptophyta; Magnoliopsida; Caryophyllales; Amaranthaceae. Gene Ontology annotation, biological process: defense response. The transcript is spliced from 15 exons.
AAAAUUACCCCAUUUGCAUGUGACAACGUUCUGGAAAAUCGUGAUUGCCAGCAUCACUCCCUCUAAUAUCCUAACUAAUUGCACAGAGAUAAUCGGGCCAUUCAUUAAUUAUUAGCCAAUAAUUUGAUCCAAAAUCUCAAAUAAACUAAUCUUUUUGUAAGUAAUUAUGCACAAAUCAAAGGAUCUUUCAAUGAACUGUCGGGAGAUCCCUUUUGGUGUUGGUAGUUUCCUGUUGAUCCCAACCAGGAGAGAGAAAUUUCAUUAAAUUUUGUAUCAACUGAAUCUAAGCUUAACACAUUUUUUCUGGGCUUUUUUAAUAAUUCAUUCUCUAAAUAUAUUUUAAAACGAAAUCUUUUUGGGUUUUUUUUGUUUAAUUUUCAUUUAAGCCCCUGCGAUAUUUUGUAAAUUUAGGAGUUGUUGGCUUGUGGCUGCGUUGAAGAAGGCGAGGUAAAAAUAGCAAGUGGGUUCGAGAGAUUUCUGGGUUAAUUUUUAAAAUUUUCUGGGUUUCAAUUGUUUUUAUAGGGCGAGUGAAUUCUAAAUUUCCCCACAUUUCUGAAGAAUAUAUAUCACAUUUUUCUGGGUUUUCAAGAUUUUCUCUUUUGGUUGAAUGAAAACCGAAAAUUUCUCACAUUUCUGAAAUAAAUUUCCACAAUUUUCUGGGUAAUUUUCACAUUUUUUUUGGGUAAUUUUCAAUUUGCACUACAAAAUUGUCCAUUUCAUGAAUGAAUGAUGAUAUAACUUGUCAUAUAAGAAGGAAGACAAAGUGACUUGUGUUUAAAGGGGAAGGGCCCGGAUGUUUUAUGUCAUGGGUCUUGAAGAACAAUAGCCUGUUACCUAACUACACUGGUACUGUUGUGUUGAUAAUGGUCUGAAACUGACUCGAAUCCUCGAUACAAACGCCAUUUUUGUAGAAAUUUAAGGUUGUAAAAAUGGAGGAUAAGACUGAGGAAAUGCGUUCUUUAGCUUUAACUCCAACAUGGUCUGUUGCAUCUGUAUUGACGUUCUUUGUUGCAGUUUCUUUGUUGGUUGAAAGAUCCAUUCACUGGCUUAGUAAUUGGCUUGAUAAAACGCGUCGAAAACCUUUGCUUCAAACUGUGGAGAAAAUGAAAGAAGAGUUGAUGCUUCUCGGCUUCAUAUCUCUUCUUCUAACAGCAACCUCAAGCACAAUCUCCAACAUUUGCAUUUCUUCUAAGUUCUUUGGUGGAAUAUUUUCCCCGUGCUCUGAAUCUGAAGUCCAUGAAGCAACUGAAGAAGAUAAUCCAUCCGAAGGGCGUAAACUUUGGACAUCAACUCCUCAAACCUUCAGGAGACUGAUGAGUUCCCUUCAUCAAAAUACAUGUCCUGAGGGUAAAGAACCAUUUGUAUCAUAUGAAGGCCUUGAGCAGUUGCACCGAUUUAUUUUCAUCAUGGCAGUGACACAUGUAUCUUAUAGCUGUUUAACAAUGUUGCUUGCGAUUGUGAAGAUACAUAGCUGGAGAAAAUGGGAGGAUCAAGCUCAUUUGGAUCGGCAUGAUGCACUCACAGAGAUCACGAGGGAGUUGGUAAUGCGAAGGCAAUCAAGCUUUGUCAAAUUUCAAGCGUCAAAUUUUUUAACCAAGAGCAAUUUCGGGGUUUGGGUGACAUGUUUUUUCAGGCAAUUUGGACAUUCGGUGGUUCGUGCUGAUUAUCUUACACUUCGCAAAGGUUUUAUCAUGAAUCAUAACCUUACUAGGAGAUAUGAUUUCCACAGCUAUAUGGUUCAAUCAAUGGAAGAGGAGUUUCAAAGAAUUGUUGGUGUGAGCGGUCCACUUUGGGGAUUCGUAGUUGCUUUUAUGCUAUUUAAUGUAAAAGGAUCAAAUUUAUACUUCUGGAUUGCCAUCUUACCUAUAGCACUAGUUCUUUUGGUGGGUACUAAGCUACAACAUGUUAUAGCAACCUUGACAUUAGAGAGUGCUGGACUAUCAGGCUUCUUUACAGGAACAAAAUUAAAGCCUCGUGAUGAUCUCUUUUGGUUUAAGAAGCCAGAGUUGUUGCUGUCCUUGAUUCAUUUCAUCCUUUUCCAGAAUUCCUUUGAGCUCGCUUCAUUUUUCUGGUUUUGGUGGCAGUUUGGAUAUGAUUCUUGCUUUAUAAAAAACCAUCUUCUGGUCUACUUGCGGCUUAUACUGGGGUUCUCUGGGCAGUUCCUCUGCAGCUACAGCACUUUGCCACUUUAUGCACUGGUUACUCAGAUGGGAACAAAUUACAAGGCAGCCUUAAUACCUCAUAGAAUAAGGGAAACAAUUCAUGGAUGGAAGAAGUCUGCAGCCAAGAGAAAGAAAAGAGUGGGUAUAUAUGGUGAUGAUUCAACCAUACAUACAGAUGCAAGCACAGUAAUGUCAUUAGAUGAACAUGAUAAUCAUCUGCUUGACAUACCUGAAUCUGGGGCUGCUAUGCUUUCGCAUUCUGUAAUUGAGCUACAAUCACCUUCCACAACAGAUAAUGCAAGUCCACCACCAGUUGCCAAUGAAAGUUCUAGCCGUGUUGGAACCCCUCUCCUUAGACCAUCUGCCUCUAUAUCUGCAAGGUUUCCGAGUUCUCUGCUCACUGACAACGAUCCACGCUGCUCAUCAAUGCCAAAUAGAAGAGACUGAUCCCUAGGUUUGUUCUAUCAUACAAUUAUAGUAUAAUUUAUGACACAGUUGGAGUUUUCCUUGUCAUUAUAUAUAGAUAGGUUUUAUACAAAAAAUGAUUCGAUAGGUUAUAGGCUAAAUUUACUCUAAUGGACCGGGAUCCUCUUGAGCAAUUGGACCGUCUAGGUACCGAGGAAUCAGAGGGGUAUACCAAUUUUUUCAUCUUCUAAUCCUUCCCCUCUCGGUAUCAAGUAACUGGCUGGUCCAGUAUUUGGAGAAUAUCCUGUCUCGAUUGUAAUUUUGUAAGAAAUUCUAGAAACGCUAACAGAUGGAUAUAGUUAUACAGAAAUCAAGUGCUUUUUUCCCCUUUCCUUUCUCCAA